UUACUCUAGUCCUUUUGACUGAGAACUUUUCUUUCUCUCUUGCUGAAGACCAGAGUCUGCCCUGCGGUUGGAAGGAAAUGUUUUCUUUCACAAUGUUUGCUUUAUCUCUGGUAAUAUUUUAAAAGUUCUGCAUCAAAUUCACUAGUAAAUUCUGAACGGGAGAACAGAGAAACAGGAAGAGGCGAGCUGAAGAAGGCAGACAAGCCGGUAGAGUGAUCGAAAGUAAAAAAAAAAAAGCUCCUUCCUGGAGUCCCCAACCCCGCUCCGGUCUUUUGUUCCGGGAUUUUCUCCCCUGUGGACAAGUCUUGGAUAUUGGAGCACUUGGAAUUAGGCAGUUUGGGGGACGGGGAGACAGGGAUGGUCCCGGGAAAGGUUGGAGCAGGUCUUCAUUCGCCUUUGGCUGUCAUCUUAGGUGCACAGAUAGUCCGACAAGAGACCUGCGAGGAAGGCGCUGCUGUUGUGAGGAACCCAGGAUUUGCAUCUGGUUACUGCUCCUACCUCUUGACAAGCAUGGAUUUCAGCAAAUGUCUUUACAAUAUUGGGGAACAACUGGGCAGUGAUGAGCUGGCCUCCCUCAAGUUCCUGAGCCUGGACUACAUCCCACAAAAGAAGCAGGAGCCUAUCAAGGAUGCCUUGACGCUAUUCCAGACACUUCAGGAAAAGGGAAUGUUGGAGGAAAGCAAUCUGUCCUUCUUGAAGGAGCUGCUUUUCCGAAUUAAUAGACUGGACCUGCUGACCACUUACCUGGACACCAGCAAGGAGGAAAUGGCACAGGAAGUUCAGACUCCUGGCAGGGCUCAGAUUUCUGCCUACAGGGUCAUGCUUUUUCAGAUUUCAGAAGAAGUAAGCAAGCUGGAAUUGAAAUCUUUUAAGUUUCUUUUGAGCAAGGAUAUCCCCAAGUGUAAGCUGGAUGAUGACCUGAGCUUGCUUGACAUUUUCAUAGAGAUGGAGAAGAAACUUAUCCUAGGGGAGAGAAACUUGGAUAUGCUGAAAAACAUCUGUGAUCAAAUCAAUAAGAGCCUGCUGAAGAAAAUCAAGGAUUAUGAAGAAUUAAGCAAAGAGAGAAGAAUGAGUCUUGAAAGAAGCCCAGAUGCAUUCUCAAAUGGGGAGGAGUCCUUCAGGAUGCUGGCAUUGUCAGACUCUCCAGGAGAACAAGACAGUGACUCACAGACAUCAGACAAAGUCUACCAAAUGAAAAGCAAACCUCGGGGAUACUGUUUGAUCUUCAACAACUAUGAUUUUAGCACAGCACGGAAGGAUAUGCCCAAGCUUCACAACAUUAAGGAUAGGAAAGGAACAGAUUUGGAUGCAGAGGCUUUGAGCAAGACCUUUACGAAGCUUCAUUUUGAAGUAGUACCUCACAAAGAUUCCACAGCAAAGGAAAUCUGUGAAGUUCUGAAGUCCUACCAAAGCAUGGACCACAAUAAUAAAGACUGCUUCAUCUGCUGUAUCCUCUCCCAUGGAGAUGAGGGCAUAGUCUAUGGCACUGAUGGACAGAAGGUCUCCAUCUAUGAUCUGACCUCUUAUUUCACUGGUUCAAAGUGCCCUUCCCUUGCUGGGAAACCUAAAGUCUUUUUUAUUCAGGCUUGUCAAGGGGAUAACUACCAGAAAGGCGUACCUGUUGAAACUGACUCAGAGCAAAAGGAAGCCUACUUAGAGAUGGACUUAUCAUUUCAAAAGAGUUAUAUCCCAGAUGAAGCUGACUUUCUGUUGGGGAUGGCCACUGUGAACAACUGUGUUUCCUAUCGAAACCCCCAGGAGGGAACCUGGUAUAUACAAUCACUUUGCCAGAGGCUGAGAGAAAGGUGUCCCCGAGGCGAUGAUAUUCUCACCAUCCUGACUGAAGUGAACUAUGAAGUGAGCAAUAAGGAUGACAGGAAGAACAUGGGGAAGCAGAUGCCCCAGCCCACAUUUACAUUAAGGAAAAAACUCUUCUUUCCUCUUGAUUGAUGCUGUUGCCUCUGUGUGUAACACUAUUCUUUAUUUAUUAAGUAUUUUUUAUUUGUUCUAAUAACAUUUUAUUAAGUUGUAAGCUAUUACUUGUUUUGCACUUUUUUUGAUGGCAGGAAGGGAAUUGGGAAAUCAGUACAUUUUUUCCCUAAUAUUACUUUUAAAUAUACAAAUAUUAUCUCUUUUUCCCUACAAAGUGUCACUAUAAUCAAUUCAUCCCACCCUAUAUAUUUGAAUCAAGAACAAUUUAAUUCUUCUAUGAAUUCAAGCUCAAAUCUCUGACUUUGCAAUAUCAACCACUCUUAGACAUUUAUUAUUAUGGUAUAAUUUUAACCAUAUUUUAAAAAAUUUUUAAUUUGUUUUAAUUAGUUAUACAUGACAGUAGAAUGCACUUUGAUACAUCAUAUAUAAUGGAGUAUAAUUUCUCAUUCUUCUGAUUAAACGUGAUGUAGAAUCCCACCAGUCACGUAGUUAUGUAUGUACAUUGGGUAAUAAUGUCUGAUUCAUUCUACUGUCCUCCUCCCCCUAAACUCCUUCCCCUCCCUUCACUCCCCUCCACCUAAAGUAAUUCUAUUCUUCCCUAGCCAUCCCUCAUUGUGAAUCAGCCUCCACAUGUCAGAGAAUUAACUGAAUUUUUUAAAAAAUUUUAAAUUUUAUUUACUGGUAUAUGGUGCUGAGUAUUGAACCCAGGGCCUCGCACAUGCCAGGCAAGCACUCCACCACUGAGCCACAACUCCAGUCCCUAACUGUAUUUUUAAUAAGAUGAAAAAGUACUACAUAAAAGUAAAAACUACAUUAAUCAAGUUAUAUUUCACACUACUUUCAAAAUGUAUAAAUUUGGAAAUAUUCUUUAAAAACUUAAAAAAAAAUCAAGUUGUUUUACAGCUUCUUUAUUAUCUGUGCCCAAACUCCCUUCCUGGCAUCUCCCUUCUAUUCUGUUAUUGAGCUGCAGCCUCAGCUUUUUUUUUUUUUUUUUUUUUUUUCUUUUCUUUUCUUUUGAGACUAAGUCUCACUACAUUGCUCAGGCUGGCCUCAGGCUUAUGAUUCUCUGCCUCUGCCUCCUGAGAAUCCUGUUUUUCUUACACACACCUCUUCAUCAGCUGUUCUUCCUAAUCAUUCAUUUACACCUUUCAUACACUUGCAUUCAUUUUUUUCUUUCUGUGAAUGAUUUAUUUCAUAUCUUUAAACUUUAAGAGUAUUUUUAAACUUUUUAAAAAACAUUUUUAAAAAAAUAAAAUGUAAUUUUAUCUUACUGCUCCUCAGA
This is a messenger RNA of Sciurus carolinensis (gray squirrel), 3214 nucleotides long. It is a transcript of the gene Casp8, whose product is annotated as caspase 8. Gene Ontology annotation, molecular function: protein binding; cysteine-type endopeptidase activity. The transcript is spliced from 10 exons. Gene Ontology annotation, biological process: apoptotic process; proteolysis; negative regulation of extrinsic apoptotic signaling pathway via death domain receptors. Lineage: Eukaryota; Metazoa; Chordata; Mammalia; Rodentia; Sciuridae. The coding region runs from base 358 to 1950 and encodes 530 amino acids. The record is from RefSeq and is a predicted model, not a curated record.